Cucurbita pepo subsp. pepo (vegetable marrow) is the source of this 1303-nucleotide messenger RNA. RefSeq names its product catalytic/ hydrolase. The record is from RefSeq and is a predicted model, not a curated record. Gene Ontology annotation, molecular function: carboxy-lyase activity; hydrolase activity. NCBI's taxonomy places the organism in Eukaryota, Viridiplantae, Streptophyta, Magnoliopsida, Cucurbitales, Cucurbitaceae.
UUUUAAAACAAACUUGCGUGGGGGAAUCGUUACUUCCUUAUCUAAAAUGGCGGUGGGAGUGGCAAUGGCAGCGAGGCUGAAACUUGUUUCACUGCCAUCUUCUCUCCGCUCUCAUCGUUCCUCGCUAUCGCCAUCUUCUUCCAGGAAUUCCUCUGCCGCUCCCACAAUAUCCGCAUCUCAAUUCACCACCACCACCACCACCACCACCAGCAGCAACCCUAAUUUCAAACUCAACAUGCCAUGUUCUUCUUCAUCAUCACCUUCUUCUUCUGCUACUGAUGGCAAAGUUAUCGAUUCGCAUCUCCAUGUCUGGGCAUCUCCACAAGAGGCUGCUGCAAAAUACCCUUACUUUCCAGGCCAAGAACCCACCCUAACAGGGCACCUCGAUUUCUUGCUCCAGUCCAUGGAAGAAGCAGGAGUAGAUGGUGCGCUUAUCGUCCAGCCGAUCAACCAUAAAUUUGAUCACUCUUAUGUGACCAGCGUAAUUAAUAAGUAUCCCAACAAAUUCGUUGGUUGUUGCCUAGCAAAUCCAGCAGAAGAUGGAAGUGGAAUUCAGCUGCUGGAACAUCUUGUAACGAAGGAUGGAUACUCCGCUGUUCGCUUUAAUCCAUACUUAUGGCCAUCAGGUCAAAAGAUGACAAAUGAGGUGGGGAAAGCGUUGUUCUCUACUGCAGGAAAACUUGGGAUUCCUGUGGGUUUUAUGUGCAUGAAGGGUCUAAGCCUUCACGUUGAAGAGAUAAAAGAGCUCUGCACAGAGUUCCCUUCAACCAAUGUUCUGCUUGAUCACUUGGGUUUCUGCAAACCACCCGAAAAUGAAGAAGACAGUCUUGCAAUUUCCCAGCUUUUGGAGCUUGCAAGUUUUCCCCAGAUAUAUGUGAAAUUCAGUGCACUAUUUAGGGUGUCAAGAAGGCCAUUUCCAUACCAAGAUUUGUCCCACCUCCUCUCUCAAAUUGUAUCCAGCUUUGGAGCUAACCGCAUAAUGUGGGGGAGUGACUUCCCAUUCGUCGUUCUUGAAUGCGGAUAUAAAGGAGCAAUUGAUGCAGUAUCAGUAUUAGCCAAUGAAAUCUCUCUUUCUUCCACCGAGUUGGAGUGGAUUAAAGGCAAAACUGUAGCACAUCUGUUUCAAAAUCGAUGGAUAUCUUAAUCUAACAGUCUCAAUGGUGUACAAGGCCCCAAAAAACACACGUUCCAGCUCUUUCAAUUAGCUGGGGGAUUCUGAAUAGAACAGUGUAACUUGUCCUUCCAUUUGUGCUUGUUUUUGCAGAUUCUUCCGAUUAGUGCAAAAGAUAAUUUCAUAUGAUGA